AUGGCUGGGAACCUGAGCGGAGAGGUGGCCCCGGAGGCGGCCUCGGGGGGUUACAACGUGCCGGCCCUGGUGGUUGGGGUGCUGCUGAUCGUGGUGAUCAUCGGCGGGAACCUGCUGGUGUGUCUCAGCGUGAUGACGGAGAAGGCGCUGAAGACCACCACAAACUACUUCAUCGUGAGUCUCGCGGUGUCGGAUCUGAUGCUCGCGGUGCUCGUGCUGCCACUCUUUGUGUAUUCCGAGUUCCAGGACGGCGUGUGGACCCUCAGCACCUCGGUCUGUGACUACCUGAUGACGAUGGACGUGAUGCUGUGCACCGCCUCCAUCUUCAACCUCUGCGCCAUCAGUGUCGACAGGUUCAUCGCUGUAGUCAUCCCUCUGAACUACAACAGGAAGCACGUGGACAUGCGUCAGACGGUGCUGCUGUCGGCCACCUGGGUCGUGGCGCUGGCCGUGGCGUCGCCCGUCGUGUUCGGCAUCAACAACGUGCCGGGCCGCGACCCCACCGAGUGCAAACUGGAGAACGACGACUACGUGCUGUACUCGUCCGUGUGCUCCUUCUUCAUCCCGUGUCCCAUCAUGCUGCUGCUGUACUGCGGCAUGUUUCGAGGCCUGAGGCGAUGGGAAGAAGCUCGGAGAGCCAAGCUGAAGAACAGUAUUCUGGACUGCCGGAAGCUUCAAGAAACGGCCGCUGCGCUGCCGGCGCUCGCCGCUCUGCCGCCAUUACUGCCGCCCGUCAUCAGAGAGAGGGAGCUGACGGAGAGUCCGGAGCAGCAGUCUACCUUCAAGUCCUCCAAAAAGUCCUCGGAGUUAAAGGGCGGCCCCGUGCCCACCGUCAGCUUCUCAGAGAUCAAGUACAACCAGGAACCUCGCCGGAGAAAAACGGCUAAGAUCAACAACCGGGAGAGGAAGGCCAUGAAGGUGCUUCCUGUCGUUGUAGGUGCCUUCCUGUUCUGCUGGACUCCGUUCUUCGUGCUUCACACGGUGAGAGCUCGAUGUCAGGACUGCUACGUUCCUCCGGCUCUGAUGAGCGUGGUGACGUGGCUCGGAUACUUCAACAGCGCCCUGAACCCCGUCAUCUACACCGUGUUCAACACAGAGUUCAGGAAGUUCUUCAAGCGGUUCCUGCACAGCUGCUUCUCCAAGAACGCCUCAUGAACACUCGAGAUGCUGCAGGAAGAGACGCCUUUUUUUAUUCCAACGAGACACUACGGAUGUUCUUUUAGGGUCUGUCCAUUGUUUCAGUGAUUUUUCUACAUAAGAAAGGUUUGUUUGAGCUUCCUGUGAAGAGGCUAAAGAACAAACUACCUCAAACCAACAAGAACGGAUUUUAUAUGUCAGAUCUUUUUAGAAUAAAGGUUUUUAUAAAAAAAGACUCCAGAGAGAUGCAUUCACUUGUGUUGAAAACUAUGGGACAUAUUUGAUCCUACAGACUAAUAGAAAUGAAUUGUGUGAAAACUAUAUGACUCUUUUUUCCUGUUAUUACAUUUUGUGUAAAUGUCCUCUUCUCCCUCCUCCUCAUCGAAUCCAGAUCUUCAUCAUCUUCCUCUUGCCAUCUCCUCAUCAAAUCCAAAUCUUCUUCAUCCCUUCUCCUCAUCAAAUCCAGAUCUUCAUCACCACCACCAGUGUCUAGACCCCAAAAGGGGGCUUCCUAAUAUACUCACGGCUGCACUUCCCCCUUAAGAUAUAUACGAUCGGGGAUCAGGGCCUAAUCGCUCAAGACUAUUAACAUUUCCAUCAUGGCGCAUGCGUAAAUAAAUGUUCUUUAAACUAAAAA
Molecule: messenger RNA, 1774 nt
Organism: Gymnodraco acuticeps
Lineage: Eukaryota; Metazoa; Chordata; Actinopteri; Perciformes; Bathydraconidae
Product: D(4) dopamine receptor-like
Exons: 5
Coding region: 1-1155 (384 amino acids)
Biological process (GO): adenylate cyclase-inhibiting dopamine receptor signaling pathway; adenylate cyclase-activating adrenergic receptor signaling pathway
Cellular component (GO): plasma membrane
Molecular function (GO): G protein-coupled receptor activity; dopamine neurotransmitter receptor activity, coupled via Gi/Go
Source: RefSeq, a predicted model, not a curated record